AUGAACGACUCCGAGAAGCCGAGACAUGACCAGCACGGGCAGCAGCCGAAGCGCAAGUUCGAGGGCCCGAAGCGCGAGGCCAUCUUGGACCUGGCCAAGUACCAGGACACGCAGGUGCGCGUCAAGCUGAUGGGCGGGCGGCUCGUGACAGGCGUGCUCAAGGGCUACGACCAGCUGAUGAACCUGGUGCUGGACGAGACCGUGGAGUACCUGCGCGACGAGGAGGACGCGUCGGUGGUGACGCAGCGCACGCGGCCGCUGGGGCUGAUAGUGAUCCGCGGCACGAUCCUGCUAUCGCUGUCGCCGGCGGCGGGCGGCGCGGUAGUGCCGGGCCCCGCGGCCGAGUGA
Messenger RNA from Eremothecium gossypii ATCC 10895, 348 nucleotides. RefSeq names its product Sm-like protein LSM7 (gene LSM7). The record is from RefSeq and is marked provisional. Gene Ontology annotation, molecular function: RNA binding. Gene Ontology annotation, biological process: nuclear-transcribed mRNA catabolic process; mRNA splicing, via spliceosome. Lineage: Eukaryota; Fungi; Ascomycota; Saccharomycetes; Saccharomycetales; Saccharomycetaceae. The transcript is spliced from 2 exons. The coding region runs from base 1 to 348 and encodes 115 amino acids. Gene Ontology annotation, cellular component: Lsm1-7-Pat1 complex; U6 snRNP; spliceosomal tri-snRNP complex.